AUGAUGGACAGUAGAAGCUACUCUAAUCUACAAGACAAUCUGUCUGUCUUCCCUGAUUCUGCCCAUUUGCAACUGACCCGGUCCUUUUAUCUGGACCCUAUGGUCAUGUUCCACAUGUAUCCUGAGACCACAGUGCCAUCUCCUUAUCCUGAAGAGCUGCCAUUAUUGCCUUUUUCCAGUGACACUGUGAUCAUGGAAAAUUACGGUGAUCCACGCCCCUUCUCUUUCCCAAUGCCUUAUCCAAAUUACAGAAGGUGUGACUACUCCUAUGGACCAGCCUUUAUUCGGAAAAGGAAUGAACGUGAAAGGCAGCGCGUGAAAUGUGUCAAUGAAGGCUAUGCCCAACUCCGCCAUCAUCUGCCAGAGGAGUAUCUAGAGAAACGACUCAGCAAAGUGGAAACCCUCAGGGCUGCAAUCAAGUAUAUUAAUUACCUGCAGUCUCUUCUGUACCCAGAAAAGAUUGUAACCAAAGACAACCCUGGGAAAGGAUUCACCAUAAUGGCCACCAGCAGCCACCAAACCGAUUGCAUCUUCAGAAUUGUUUGA
This is a messenger RNA of Elephantulus edwardii (Cape elephant shrew), 546 nucleotides long. RefSeq names its product achaete-scute family bHLH transcription factor 3 (gene ASCL3). The transcript has a single exon. Gene Ontology annotation, molecular function: RNA polymerase II transcription regulatory region sequence-specific DNA binding; protein dimerization activity; DNA-binding transcription factor activity, RNA polymerase II-specific. Bases 1 to 546 code for a protein of 181 amino acids. The record is from RefSeq and is a predicted model, not a curated record. Lineage: Eukaryota; Metazoa; Chordata; Mammalia; Macroscelidea; Macroscelididae. Gene Ontology annotation, biological process: regulation of transcription by RNA polymerase II; developmental process.